Epinephelus moara (kelp grouper) is the source of this 3786-nucleotide messenger RNA. RefSeq lists its product as uncharacterized. The transcript is spliced from 3 exons. Bases 699 to 1202 code for a protein of 167 amino acids. Gene Ontology annotation, biological process: negative regulation of smoothened signaling pathway. The record is from RefSeq and is a predicted model, not a curated record. Gene Ontology annotation, cellular component: Golgi apparatus; ciliary membrane. Lineage: Eukaryota; Metazoa; Chordata; Actinopteri; Perciformes; Serranidae.
UCGCGAGACUUGCCCUCUACAGACAUGGAGACGCGAGCUGCCUGAAUUUUAGUUCUCAUUGCUGUGAGAGGACAGCACCGCCUUGCACGAAGCACCCUUGCUGUGCGUUUCAUGUGCUUUUUAAAGAGGUAAAGUGACGAUAUAGUGCAUGUGAGUGAGGAGGUUUGGAGCUGCAGAGAGGCGCAUUGAUCGCGAGCAUGGGCGGCGUUUCCCGUCUGUGUGCGUUCAGAGGAAAGAGAAAGCUUCCAUAUAGGGGGAGAGAGCUCGGGGGCUCCAUGCACACUCAGGAAACAAGUCGACUGCAUGCAUGAAUACGCUUUCACUGCUGGAGGUUUAAUCACCGAUUAACCAAUUCUCCACCCCGUUUUCUGCUCAUGUCACCGGGGUGUGUUGGAGCAUCCGGAGGUAAGUGAUCCAUGAACCCGGGCAGCGACCCUCUCCUCCCGGGCUGGAGAAGGGCCAGCAGGUCGGGUCAGGCUCGGCUGCUGGAGGACUAAAUGAAAGGGGAUGUUUUGAAGGAUCAGCCUGCAUAUCUCAAGGAUCAAACAUGUGCGGACAAAUCAUGGAUCUUCAUCAUCCUCAUCAUCAUAAGUUAGCUGGCUGGCUCUAGGUUAGGCUGCUGACUUCUAGAUGUCCCGCCUCCCCUCAGGUGAGACAGAGGCACACAAACACUCUGACCUCCACCUGUGUCCACCGACAUGGAUAAACUCACCGUGAUUUCAGGAUGUCUCUUCCUCGCUGCAGACAUCUUUGCCAUCGCCAGCAUCGCCAACCCGGACUGGAUCAGCACUGGAGAAUCAGCUGGCUCUCUGACUGUGGGUCUGGUUCGUCAGUGCCAGACCAUCCACGGCAGAGACCGGACCUGCAUCCCCCCGCAGCUUCCCCCGGAGUGGAUCACCACACUCUUCUUCAUCAUCCUGGGCAUCAUCUCCCUCACCGUCACCUGUGGUCUGCUGGUGAUGUCACGCUGGCGCCGCGAAGCUGCCCGAUACGCCCGAUGGAUCGCCUUCACAGGGAUGGUCCUGUUCUGCAUGGCUGCCCUCAUAUUCCCCAUCGGCUUCUACAUCAACGAGGUUGGAGGACAGCCAUAUAAGCUCCCCAACAACACGGUGGUGGGCUCCUCCUACGUCCUCUUUGUUCUGUCCAUAUUCUUCACCAUCGUGGGACUGCUGUUUGCUGGGAAGGUGUGCCUGCCCGGCUGAAAAUCUCUCCUCUUCUUUUUGUGUCUUUGGAGAAACUCCACCAUUGGAGGCAACUUUUGUGACUCUUCAUGGCAGUGUUGGAAGCAUCGCUGAAGUUGAACAAAACUGAGAAACACCUGUUUGUGUUUGUCCUUUGGAUGAUUUGUCACGAUGCCUGUAACUGGAGCCGAAAUCACGCCAUCCGUACAUCUGUUUGUUCAGAGACUGAGCAGAGGCAGAGAGCUCUGAAACAGCCCUUAUCAUCAUCAGUCCUGAACGAUGAGUGUGAAGUGAUGAACAGGCAGGAGAAUUAAAAAAACACAUGAUGGAAAUGGAUUCAAACAUCCGAACUUUCAAGGGAGGCCUGCUGUAUUAUCCGUCACCUUAACAUUUACUGACAGAUAACCCUUGCUCUUCUCAUCCCAUCAACAAGAUGCACACAGACUGACAUGUCAGGCCACAUGCUGGCCAAAGCACCAAAUAUCAGCCAGUCACCUCUUCCCUGACCACAGCUACAUGGAACUAUCUGUAAUAUAUACAAUGAUGUUUCAUUUUCUUGGCACAUUUUAUUUAUUUGUUUAAUUGUUCAGUUCUGUUUUUUGUAAAGGUAUUUUUUAUUGAAAGGCCUAAUGUAUCCCAGAGUUUCCCUGCCGUUAAUAUGUGUGGUGGAUCACUUUGCCUUAAAGAGCUGUUAACCUUAAAAUAAGUAUCAUAUUGUUGAGUUGUAGUGUCUUGGGAUCAAUUUUAAAAUUCUGGAUACAUGAAAUGAUCUUGCAUAAAAAUGUUAGAACUAGAAUGUAAAAUGGGCUUUCAGGCAACAUCGGUCCAAAAUGAUCAUAAUGAGGAGUGAGUAGUGUAAAGUUGUGUGCAUGGAUGUGUUGCAUUAAUAUGAGCUGGUCUCUACGAUGAUGUAUGGAUCAGCAGUGAGCCUCACAUCGACAGGUCACACCUGUUCCGGUCUCUCUGUUACGGCUUUGUUCUUUCUAGUGAUGUAGUGAAUGUAUUAUUCACCUUUUGAGCAUUUCCUGUUGUUUAAACACUGUAUCAAGAAAUGACUGGAUCUAUGACUAGUUUGUUUUAUAUAUUUGAGAUGCCGACUUCAUUUCUGUGUAAAUGACAGACAGCCAGUCUGUGACGUUUUCUAGAAGCACUGUGAUGUUCUUGAAUGAGCAUGGAAGAUCUCAUUGCAUUAAAAAUGACUCAUUGGAACACUGAUUGUCUCAAUUUGUUUUAAUAAGUUUCUUUUAGAAGGCCAUAUUACUGUAAGUACUGUAAGUGCUGCACUGGGUUAAGGCACUAUGUAGGUAGUUAUAUGCAUCCGAGGCAAUCUGACUGUGUUAAAAAAUCCUUUAUUAAUACAUGGAUAACCAACGUGUUUCGACUAGAGAGUCUUCAUCAGGGUGUAAAAUGCAUUGGAAACAGAUGUGCAAUUUAAGAACUCAGGUACACCGAUAAGCCAAAACAUUAAAACCACUGACAGGUGAAUUGAAUAACUUUGAUUAUUUUGUUCCAAUGCAUUGUUCUCCUGGGAAACCUUUGGUUCUGGCAUUCAUGUGGAUACCACCUGACAUGUUCCGCCCACUCAAACACCAUUGCAGACCAAGUACCCCUCCUCAUGGCAACAGUACUCCCCAAUGGCAAUGGCCCCCUGGCAGAAAAAAGCACCAUGCCACACUGCAAACAUCGCUCUGGAAUGGCACAAGGAAUGUGACAAAGACCUCAAAGUGUCAACCUGGCCUCCAAAUUCCCGAGAUCCCAAUCUGAUUCAGCAUCUGUGGCAUGUGCCACCUCAUAACCCUCUGGACUCAAUGGAUCUGCUGUCAACACACUGGUGCCAGACACCGCAAGACACUCCCAGAUCCAUCUGGGGUACCGGCUAAUCACAAGAACCCUCGAGCAGAUUGGGACCUGAGAAAUUUAGACACCAGGUCGACACCUUUUGCUUUUUCUGCUGGAAUACUUCCUGUCUAGUUUUUUUCUGUCUCUUCUGGCAUCUGCUGCUGUGUCAUGUUUUCUGGACAUGUAUAUGGUUAUUUAUUAUGAGUUUUCCCUACAUCAUACCUUCCUCUCAGCAUUGUUAUGUUUUUGAACAAGUAUUAGUGAGGGUGAGCCCUUGAGUGUUUUAUACUCUCUUUUAGGAGUAUAAUAUUGCUGUUGGCAUGUUUCUCUACAUAUAUUACUGAGGGUGAUCCUUUGUGAGCCCUUUGAAGUUUUCCUGCCUUUGAAUAUUGAGGCUUAACUUUAUCCCUACUGUCAGGUCUUUUUGUUAGUUAUCAUGAGUCACACUCUUUAUAAAUAUUUCAACUUUAUACAUGUUAUGAGUUUUUUUGUUCAUCCACACUGUAGUACAUAUUGUUUCUUGUCUUUGUCAGAUAUUUUACUGCAUAUUUUCAUUUUCUGUCGCUUAAUGUGCAGGUUUGUCACAAUAUGUUGAUUUUCUUUUUAUUUGGGAUUCUUGUUACUACAUAUGUGAAUUACUCAUAGUACACAUUUACUUCAUUUUCAUUUGCAAUUUCUUUUAAUGUGGUUCUUGUCUAGUAGUAUUGUGUGACCUGUGUCACAUGGCCUCUACUUUUUAAAUUGCACACCUGUUUCCGAUGCAUUU